Messenger RNA from Aspergillus saccharolyticus JOP 1030-1, 629 nucleotides. Its product is annotated as mitochondrial 37S ribosomal protein bS6m. NCBI's taxonomy places the organism in Eukaryota, Fungi, Ascomycota, Eurotiomycetes, Eurotiales, Aspergillaceae. The transcript has 3 exons. The record is from RefSeq and is a predicted model, not a curated record. Gene Ontology annotation, cellular component: ribosome; mitochondrial small ribosomal subunit. Gene Ontology annotation, biological process: translation. Gene Ontology annotation, molecular function: small ribosomal subunit rRNA binding; structural constituent of ribosome. The coding region runs from base 29 to 406 and encodes 125 amino acids.
AGAAUAUCGUACUCCACCAUCAUAUACCAUGUUGUACGAGCUGAUUGCAAUUGUCCGCCCCGGCAGCCUCCAGGAGGUCCGAGAAAUCGCCCGUACUGCGGGUAUUCAGGUCUUGCGCUCCGGCGGCGUCGUCCGCGGCUACACCAACUGGGGCCCCUUCCGACUGCCCAAGCCCACCACUAAGCACCAGGCCCGCUACACCGAAGGCCAUCACUUCAUCAUGCGCUUCGACUCCUCGGGACCCGUCCAGGAGGCUGUCCAGAGAACCCUCAAACUCGACCCCCGUAUGAUCCGCUUCUCCGUGGUCAAGCUCGGCGACAAGCUGGAGGAGAUGAGGCACGUGGAGGGCAAAGUGGAGUGGAACAAAUACCGUGCUAUCACCGACCAGAUCUCCUGGAGCGGAUAGAGGAGAUGAUCGAUUUGCACUUGUGAUUGAUGUUUGCGACGAACAAAAAUAAAGCGGGCGAAUCUGUCAUUUGGUUCAGCCCCCCCCUGUGGCGCGACGCGUCUGAAUCGUUAUUGUAUCAUAUCUGGGAUGGGUGUUUUCUCUGUGUUUUCUGCUUCUUCGUCUCUGUUGUAUAUCAUAUCAGCAUCGUUGGCGCAUAUACCUGAACUGGGCAGCUUUUUGG